This is a messenger RNA of Meloidogyne enterolobii, 1668 nucleotides long. The record is from the annotation of a GenBank genome assembly. Lineage: Eukaryota; Metazoa; Nematoda; Chromadorea; Rhabditida; Meloidogynidae.
AUGUCUGAUUCUUCUACAGAAAAUUCUAUUCCGAGCAAUAUUGAAUGCAGUCGACUUUUUGUCAAAAAUUUGUCUGGAGGUGGUAAGAAAAAAGGUUGGAAUGAACAAAAAUUGCGUCAAUUAUUUGAAAAAUUUGGGGCUAUUACCGACAUUAAAUUGAAACUAAAUGACAAAAGUGGAGCUAUAAAAUUUGCAUUUGUUGGGUUUGAGAAUUCUUCAAGUUGCCAAACUGCUUUUGAAAAAUUGAAUGGAACUUUUUUGAGGGGGAAAAAGUUCGAGAUUGAUUUAUGCAAACCACUCCCUGAGGAACGAAAACAAUUAACAAGAGAAUUUACUUUACGUAAAAUAAGGAAACAAUGUGCUGAACAAAGUAAUGAAGAAGAAAAUUCAAAAGAAGAAUCUUCCGUUGAUAAAUUAAUUGAAGAAAAAAUUAUGGACACUGGACGCCUAUUUUUGAGAAAUUUACCAUUUUCUUGUACUGAAGAAAAAUUAAAGGAAUUACUUGAACCUUUUGGAACUUUGGCAGAAAUUAAUUUAAUUAUAACUAGAGAGGGGCAAUGCAAAGGAUAUGCGCUAUGUUCUUUUAUGUUUCCUGAACACGCAUUGGAAGCCUGGAAAAAAUUGGAUGGGCAAAUUUUUAUGGGAAGAGUGCUUCAUAUAAUUGCUGGUGAAGAAAAUACCAAAAAACCAAUUCAACUUGGCGAGAAAACUUUGUCAAAAUUUCAGACAGAAAGGGAAAGUAACAGAAGAGGAGAAAAUGCAGAAAAAUUAAAACAGACCUGGAAUUCGUUGUUUUUGGGAACAAAUGCUGUAGCUGAUUUGUUGGCAGAAGAUUACCAAGUGACAAAGAGGGAAUUGUUGUUGGAAGAGAAAGGAGAGAAUAGUGCUGCUGUACGUCUAGCAAUGGCUGAAACUCGUUUGGUUCGUGAAACAAAAAAAUUUCUUCUAGAUCAUGGAGUUAAAUUGGAUGUAUUCUCAAAUCCUAAUUCAACUGCAAAACGUUCAAAAACAGUUAUUUUGGUCAAAAAUUUAAAUGGGAAGCCUGGAGGAAAUCAUGGAAUCAGUGCAUUAGUUGAAAUGUCAAGUGAAUUGGAUGCUAAAAAAGCUUUCGAAACUUUGUCGUAUUCAAAACGUUUUCCAAUAACCGAUGGAAGGCCUUUAUAUUUGGAGUGGGCGCCUAUUGAUGUUUUCGACGAAAAUCAUAAAUCGAGACAAGAAAGUAAUGUUUUGACAAAAAUAUCUGCUGAUUGCGAAAAUAACGAAGAAAAUGAGGAAGAAUCCCCAUCAACAACUAACCAAAAGAAAGAGGAAGAAGAAAAGGAAAGAACGAAAAUUCUAGUUCGUAACGUUCCCUUUCAGGCUAACCCAAAAGAAAUUUCUCAAUUAUUCUCUGCUUUUGGUGAACUUAAAUUUGUUCGGAUACCUAAAAAGCCUGGCGGUGAAGGAAGAGGUUUUUGUUUUGUUGAAUUUAUUUCCCCAGCUGAUGCUAAAAGAGCAAUGGAAACAUUAAUGCAUUCAACACACUUGUAUGGAAGAAGAUUAGUUUUGGAAUGGGCAAAAAUGGAAGAAAAUGUUGAGGAAUUGAGAGAGAAGGUUAAAAGAAAAAAUUUGUUAUUAAUUAAAGGUAAAAGAAAUAAAAGGGAAAAAAUGAGAUCUUUCGAAAAUUGA